UUCUAAAUAUGUAAAAAAGGGGGCAAAAUUCGUCAUUUUUCAGCAUUUUUUAUUUUAAUAUUUUUUGUAUAUAAAGAUGGACAGUCAUCAUGAUUUUAACAUUUUACCACAUAAAGCUUUUGAGUUUUAAUUGUAUAUCCAUUAUUUUUGUUUUGAUUUUCUAAUCCAGAACCUAGAUGUGGAGUGCAAGAAGAGCCUUUUGAAUUAUCCUCAUCUGGCCUCCCACUGUCUUUAAAUUAAAACUAAACUGUUUUUGUUACUAUAUUUUCCACUAUAAGUUGAUGAUUUUUUACUGAUUUUGCUAAUGACACCCCCAGGUAAUUGAAAACAAAUUCUAACUAAAUUAAACAUCUGAACUGCUCAAAGUGGCAGGAAAAAAGUGCUGGUACACUAUCCAAACACACACCCCAUCUCCAGAAAUUUUAGUCCGGGAAAAUAUGAAAUUUCAUUCUGGAAACGUAGAAACUGAGUGCCUUUGUUUUUCCCCAUGUUUUUUCAAAGCUAUGAUUUGUUGUCGUCACAGACUUUAUGAGUCUCUGAGAUGGUUUCAGCUUACUUGUUUUUCAUGCAUCCUGCCCAUGAGUAAACCUUUUCCCUGGUCUAAUAGUUUUAUAAUGAAGGCAUUGUCCCCAGACAGAUAACAUUUACAGUUGUUACCAUAUUCCUUUGGGUCAAUACCACUUCCCCUUAGAUAACAUGGGGCACAGAUGCUCGGUUCACUUCUGAAUUAAUGUUUGUCUGAAGCUUUGAGAGCAAACACCAUUUCCUUUCCAACAAAGACACCUGCUGCUUUAAGCUUUUAUUGACUCAUUUAGGCAGUUGCAGCUGGGUGUUGUACAUCACAGCUGCGUCAGAAUAUGAAUCUCUCACACAUAGAUAUUUGCUGUGCCUUUAAAUCUCCCAUCUUAGACCAGGUUUUACCUCCAGUCCUGAUCCUGGAGUUCAUGUUUGGGCUGAUGGGGAACUUUGUGGCCCUGUGGAUGUUUAUCUUCCACAUGGACACAUGGAAGCCUAAUGCAGUGUACCUGACUCACCUGGCUGUGGCCGACUCCAUUGUCCUGUUCUGUUUGCCGUUCAGGGCAGAUUACUACAGACGUGGGAAGAACUGGAUCUACGGCGAUGUCCCGUGUCGUAUCCUCCUCUUUAUGCUGGCAGCCAAUCGUGCAGCAGGGAUCUUCUUCCUCACAGCUGUGGCUGUUGACCGCUACUUCAAGAUUGUCCACCCACUGAACAGCAUCAACCGCCUAGGCCUGGGCUAUGCUCUGGGAGUGUCCCUCGGCCUCUGGGCUCUGAUCUUUCUUGCAACCGGUUACCUACUUACCGGUAAACACUUUUUCUACAGCAGCAAUCGUACUCAGUGUGAGAGCUUCAACAUCUGCAUGAGCUUCACUCCUUUGUCCACCUGGCACAAUGCUUUCUAUGUCAUCCAGUUUUUCCUGCCCACCGUCAUUGUGGCCUUUUGCACUAUCAGGAUCACCUGGCAGCUCAGAAACAGAACCUUGGACAGAAAGGGAAAAGUCAAACGUGCUGUUCAGUUUGUGUUGGCUGUGGCUUUGACCUUUAUCAUCUGCUUUUUUCCCAGCACUAUAUCGCGUAUUGCCGUGUGGAUCCUGAAGGUUUGGUAUGACGAGUGCAGAUAUUUUGAGAAGGCCAACUUGGCAUUUUACACUUCCGUGUGUUUCACCUAUUUCAACAGUGUCCUCAACCCUGUGGUUUAUUAUUUUUCAUCUCCAGCCUUCAGCGGUACCUUCAGAAAGGUGCUGAACAAACUGCUGAGGAAUGACGAAAAAGACCCGGCUGAGUUGGACAAUGACAUUUCCACGAUUGACAGAGGAAGAAUCUAAAUCCAGAGGAAGAAUGUUCAACUUAUUACGGAAACCCAUUUCUGCCACCAACAAGASAACAAUAAAAGAUCCUUUAUGUCAGGGGUGGGCAAUCCUGGUCCUGGAGGGCCGCAGCCCUGCAUAUUUUACUUGUUUCU
Austrofundulus limnaeus is the source of this 1981-nucleotide messenger RNA. Its product is annotated as hydroxycarboxylic acid receptor 3. NCBI's taxonomy places the organism in Eukaryota, Metazoa, Chordata, Actinopteri, Cyprinodontiformes, Rivulidae. Gene Ontology annotation, biological process: G protein-coupled receptor signaling pathway. The record is from RefSeq and is a predicted model, not a curated record. Bases 858 to 1844 code for a protein of 328 amino acids. Gene Ontology annotation, molecular function: G protein-coupled receptor activity. The transcript is spliced from 2 exons. Gene Ontology annotation, cellular component: membrane.